Messenger RNA from Sphenostylis stenocarpa, 1101 nucleotides. The record is from the annotation of a GenBank genome assembly. NCBI's taxonomy places the organism in Eukaryota, Viridiplantae, Streptophyta, Magnoliopsida, Fabales, Fabaceae.
AUGGAUGGGGAAGAAGUUUGGGAUGGAGAAGAAUCUACUAAGUAUGGAGAAGAAAUGAAGGAAGAAGAAAAUGAAGUUAAGGAAGCAAAAGAUGUUAAGGAGAAUGGAGAAGAAGUUAGGGAAGGAGAAAAGGUUAAGAAUGAAGAAAAAGUUAGGGAAGGAGAAGAAGUUAAGGAUGGAGAAAUAGUUUGGGAUGGGGAAGAAGUGAAGGAAGGAGAAGAGGUUAAGGAAGAAGAAGAAGAAGUUUUGGAUGGAGAAGAAAUUAAGGGUAAAGAAGAAAGUAUGGAUGAGGAAGAAGUUUGGGAUGGAGAAGAAGUUAAGGAGGGAGAAAUGAUAAUGGAUGGAGAAGAAGUUGAGGAAGGAGAAGAAAUUAAGGAUGAUGAGGAAGAGAGUAAGGAUGGAGAAGAAGAAGUAUGGACGGAGAAGAUGUUAAGGAAGGAGAACAAACUAAGGAAGGAGAAGAAGUUCGGGAUGGAGAAGAAGUUCGGGAUGGAGAAGAAGUUAAGGAUGAAGAAGAAGUUUGGAAUGGAGGAGAAGUUUGGAAUGGAGGAGAAGAAUCGAAGUAUGGAGAAGAAAUUAAGGAAGAAGAAGUUUAGGAAGGAGAAGAAGUUAAGGAAGAAGAAGUUUUGGAUGGAGAAGAAGUUAUGGAUAAAGAAGAAAGUAUGGAUGGGGAAGAAGUUUGGGAUGGAGAAGAAUCUACUAAUUAAGGAAGCAGAAGAAGUUAAGGAGGAUGGAGAAGAAGUUAGGGAAGGAGAAAAGCUUAAGAAUGAAGAACAAGUUAGGGAAGGAGAAGAAGUUAAGGAUGAAGAAAUAGUUUGGGAUGGGGAAGAAGUGAAGGAAGGAGAAGAGGUUAAGGAAGAAGAAGAAGAAGAAGUUUUGGAUGGAGAAGAAGUUAAGGAGGGAGAAAUGAUCAUGGAUGGAGAAGAAGUUAAGGAAGGAGAAGAAAUUAGGGAUGAUGAGGAAGAAAGUAAGGAUGGAGAAGAAGAAGUUAUGGACGGAGAAGAUGUUAAGGAAGGAGAAGAAACUAAGGAAGGAAAAGAAGUUUGUGAUGGAGAAGAAGUUUGGGAUGGAGAAGAAGUUAAGGAUGGAGCAGAUGUUUAG